AUGUCCAUUGCAUCCCUUCCCGUGGAAUUGACCUCAGAGAUAUGUAAACAUCUAGAUAUCCAGCAAUGGGCCGCUCUGAGGUUAUCAUGCCGCGCAUUGUACGAACAUUCACUUGAGAACUUCGCGGAAACCUAUUACAAAAGCAUCCGUUUCAUUGUGACAAGCGAAAGUCUCCACGAAUUGGAAAAACUAUCCAAGUCAAAUGGUCUCCGCGAGCACGUCCAAGAGCUUUGGAUGAUACCAACUGUGUUUAGUGGCACUGAAGAGCCCAUUGGCAUGGUAUCUAUAUCAUCAAAAAGCUGCCGUCAAGUGAAAGGUGACGAGCUGAAUACCCGACAUGCCGUUCACAAAGCGAUGGUCGCGGAUAAUUCCAAUCUGCUGGAAUCAGAAACAUUCAGUGUUCGACUUCGGGAAUGCAUAAAUCGAUUUAAAAACCUCCAAACAAUAGGACUCGCACAUUAUAGCACGGAAUUCUUACUUGAUCCACGGCAGCAGACGGUUCGGUUCCUGGGAAGGCGACAAAUGAUAAGCCAGCUUGAUUUUCGAUUCGAUGUUCACAGCCUGCAAUCCUUGACCCAGACCAAUACGAAUUCUCAGAUAAGGAACCUGAACUCCCUGGCAUUAUCGAAGCUUUUUCUUGCGUUAUGUGGCUCAAACUGCAAACCCCGAAAGUUAUAUACCUGCGAUUCUAAUUUCUGUGGUGAUAUCGGCCCCAAAAUUGCCCUCUCUGAAGAACAAUUUGACUCUCUACUGUCUGCUUUAAAAAGCCUAGGAGAUUUCCAUUUAUGUAUUGAUCUUAAUAAAGCCGCCUGGCUGAAGCUUAUCACGAGCCUUGCACCGCAGUUAGAAAGACUGACUUUGUCGCAAGAUCAUAUGCCUGCCUAUCCUGCAAAAAGCUACGUUGGAAAUAUGUUCCAGAAAACUAACUUCACUCGACUCCAAGAGCUUCAUAUUAAUAAGUCAGAUAUCUAUAUUAACACUUUAGAAUUACUAUUGCUUAGUGUAAAGAAAAGUCUGGUCAUUCUUACAAUCAAGCGAGUGACAUUACGCAGUGAGGAGUUGAGAGCUGCAGAUGAUUCCGCUCCGCAACACAAGGAAUCUCCUAACCAUCAAGAAGAUCAAAGCUCUACCCCGUUAAUGCCUACCUACACACCUGGUGACGUUGGAUUUGUUCCCACUCCACUAGGACUUUAUCCAACAUCCCCAUUAUAUUCACCAACGUCGCCAUCUUUUCAACCAACAUUGCCAUCAAUCCAACCAACACAGCCAUCAUUUCAACCAACACAGCCAUCCUACACACCAGCUCUACCAGAAGCCGAACCAGAAUUACUAGAAAGCGCUCCCCCAUCUCCACAAGAUUCCUCGAUUUCCUCGACGUCUCAGCCAAAAACAAAUGAACAUCUAAUAGCAAACUGGCCAUCCAUUUAUGACCCAUAUCCUCCACCUGAGUUUGCCGAUUCAGUCUGCCCAACCUUGGAAGCCCGAAUGGCAUGGAAACGCAAUGAACAAAACCUGACUUGUGUGUCUAGUCUUUUGGACACUUUACAGAAUGAGCUAUCUUUAGAAGCACUGUCUCUGGAAGAUAUCAUCUGUGACGGCAAUUAUUAUUAUUUUUUCCAAAGAGGCAACGAUGGAAUCGAAAAAAGUGGCCGAGUGGAUUUUGACAUUCACAGCGCUGGUAUUCUGUUGAGGGAAUGGAUUUCCGAUUUGAAGCCAGAGGCUCGCUGUCCGGGAUAUCGCAUUAUAGACCUAAAGGAAAGCAGAGGUUGGUAG
Penicillium pulvis is the source of this 1773-nucleotide messenger RNA. RefSeq lists its product as uncharacterized. The transcript has a single exon. Bases 1 to 1773 code for a protein of 590 amino acids. NCBI's taxonomy places the organism in Eukaryota, Fungi, Ascomycota, Eurotiomycetes, Eurotiales, Aspergillaceae. Gene Ontology annotation, molecular function: protein binding. The record is from RefSeq and is a predicted model, not a curated record.